Acanthoscelides obtectus is the source of this 2421-nucleotide messenger RNA. Lineage: Eukaryota; Metazoa; Arthropoda; Insecta; Coleoptera; Chrysomelidae. The record is from the annotation of a GenBank genome assembly.
AUGAUCCACCGCGAAGUAGCCGAUGGUCUAGAGCGUCUUUGGAACGUAAGAGAAAACUGCAUAUGGGAAGCCGAUGAAAGUAGUCGCCAUGGAGAGGUUUAUAUAUUCGACCAUGUAUUUAACCAGGAAUGUACAAAUUCAGAUGUAUAUGGAUCUGUAGUAAAACCUUUAGUCGAUUCCUUCAUGGAAGGUUUCAAUGCAACAAUAUUUGCAUAUGGCCAAACAUCUUCUGGCAAAACACACACCAUUUUGGGCAAUAAAACAGAUCCUGGGCUUUUCCAAUUAGUAUCCAAUCAGUUAUUCCAGCAUGUGGCAGACCAGAUCAAUGACCUCCUGGAUAAGAGCAAUCAGGGUUUAACUAUAAGAGAACAUAUCAAAGGAAAUGUGCUGCUUGAUGCAAGGGAAGCUGUCGUAGACAAUGUUGAUAAAGUUAUGGAGAACAUGAUGCAGGGCAAUAAGAUCAGACGAGUUGCAGCUACUCGCAUGAAUGAGAGGUCAUCUCGAUCACACACGAUUUUCCGGAUUAUUCUGGAGUCGAAAGAUGCCAAUCAGAAAGAUGGACCUGUACAUAUAAGCUACCUUAACUUAAUGGACUUAGCUGGUUCUAAGAGAGUUUCUCUGACGAAAGCUGCUGGUGAGCGUCUUAAAGAGGGGGCUAACAUAAACAAAUCUUUGUCAGUAUUAGGAAAUGUGAUAAGGCAACUAAGCGAGGGGAAGGAGUUUAUCAGUUAUCGCGAUUCGAAAUUGACUAGACUGCUCUCACAGGCUCUUGGCGGUAAUGCCAAAUCAUUGAUUAUCGGGAAUAUCAGACCAAUGAUCCACCGCGGAGUAGCCGAUGGUCUAGAGCGUCUUUGGAACGUAAGAGAAAACUGCAUAUGGGAAGCCGAUGAAAGUAGUCGCCAUGGAGAGGUUUAUAUAUUCGACCAUGUAUUUAACCAGGAAUGUACAAAUUCAGAUGUAUAUGGAUCUGUAGUAAAACCUUUAGUCGAUUCCUUCAUGGAAGGUUUCAAUGCAACAAUAUUUGCAUAUGGCCAAACAUCUUCUGGCAAAACACACACCAUUUUGGGCAAUAAAACAGAUCCUGGGCUUUUCCAAUUAGUAUCCAAUCAGUUAUUCCAGCAUGUGGCAGACCAGGUUGAUAAGAGGUACUUGAUUAGAUUCAGUUAUAUUGAAAUCUACAAUGAAAAGAUCAAUGACCUCCUGGAUAAGAGCAAUCAGGGUUUAACUAUAAGAGAAGAUAUCAAAGGAAAUGUGCUGCUUGAUGCAAGGGAAGCUGUCGUAGACAAUGUUGAUCAAGUUAUGGAGAACAUGAUGCAGGGCAAUAAGAUCAGACUAGUUGCAGCUACUCGCAUGAAUGAGAGGUCAUCUCGAUCACACACGAUUUUCCGGAUUAUUCUGGAGUCGAAAGAUGCCAAUCAGAAAGAUGGACCUGUACAUAUAAGCUACCUUAACUCAAUGGACUUAGCUGGUUCUGAGAGAGUUUCUCUGACGAAAGCUGCUGGUGAGCAUCUUAAAGAGGGGGCUAACAUAAACAAAUCUUUGUCAGUAUUAGGAAAUGUGAUAAGGCAACUAAGCGAGGGGAAGGAGUUUAUCAGUUAUCGCGAUUCGAAAUUGACUAGACUGCUCUCACAGGCUCUUGGCGGUAAUGCCAAAUCAUUGAUUAUCGGGAAUGUUACUUCAGCUGCAGAGGAGGAGACUAGAUCUACACUAGAAUUCGCCCAAAGCACUAAAACUGUCAAAAAUAAACCGAAAGUAAACAUCUUGUCAGCUACAGAAGAGGCACUUCAAGGAUAUCAGAACUUGACUCGCGAUCUCGAAACUCGGCUCAAAAAGCAGGCAAUUAAGCUAGAAGAGAUGGAGAAAAGCAAACAAGAGUAUCUGCUCGAGAUAGAAAGACUAAAAACGGAAGUAUCUAUUGUCGGGCGCUUCCAAAUGGGAGCCUCGGCAUCAACACCGAAAAAAACAUUAAGACGUCAUACUUUUGGAGACUAUGGCAACGUAUCACCUAAAAAAGCAUCCCUACGGUAUAUGCCAUUGAAAAAUUAUCCACCCGAAGAAGAAUCAUCCGGACGUGAAAUGAGGCCUAUUCAAGAAGAGACAUAUGAGGAGGCACUAGCCGAAGCAGAAUCUGUGAUAGCUGAAGACGUGCCUGCAAGUGUACUUAAAAGACAACUCAAAGAACUGGAAGAAUCUUUCAAUGAGCUUAGAGAAUUCACUAAACUAGAUAAUCAGCUGGAGAUUUUGGACCUGAAGAAACAGCUCACAGAAGCCAAUUCUAAAAUCGAUCGUUACAGUCAGGAACUCCGCCAAGUAACGGAUGCGUACAAUAAAGAAAUAGAAAGGGUUCAAAAAAAUUCUCAAAAAGCGCAAGAAAUUCAUCGACUUGCAAUACAGACUCGAUUUUCUGGAAAAACAUUAUAA